This is a messenger RNA of Ipomoea nil (Japanese morning glory), 3899 nucleotides long. Its product is annotated as probable disease resistance protein At4g27220. Gene Ontology annotation, molecular function: ADP binding. Lineage: Eukaryota; Viridiplantae; Streptophyta; Magnoliopsida; Solanales; Convolvulaceae. The transcript is spliced from 4 exons. The record is from RefSeq and is a predicted model, not a curated record. Bases 66 to 3476 code for a protein of 1136 amino acids.
CUGGGUUGGAAGCUAAAAAGGAGAGAAAAGAACUACUUUUGUAGAGACCAAACGGAUUUGGGAGGAUGGAAUUUUUAUCUGCCCUAGUGGCACCGAUUCUUGAAAGACUUGUAAAACCAGUUUUGGAUGAGAUUGGAUAUGUGUUUCAGUACAAAAGCAAUAUGGAAAGUUUCACAAUGAAAGUGGAGCGGGUAAAGGAUAUGAGAGAUGGGGUGAAAGAGAGAAUUGAGGUGGAGGAGAGAAACCUGCAGUCUAUUGCACCCGAUGUUAAGGGAUGGCUAGAUGAAAUAGAGAAAAUUACUGCCAAGGAAGAGAGCAUUUUGGAAAAGAAAGCUGAGGUUGAAAAAGGCUGUUUUAACGGCUAUUGCCCAAAUCUUAAGUUGCGUUAUACAUUGAGUAAGAAAGCCAAGAAAGGGGCGAAGGUUGCGGUUGAACUCAUAGUGGAAGGUUCCAAAUACUCGAGUUUUUCCGUUCCUGCACCUCCUUUGCAGGUUGAAUUUAUUGGGCAUAGACAAUACAUAGAGUUUGAAUCUAGAAAGUCUAAUGAAGAGGAAAUAGUUGAAGCACUCAUGGAUGGUGACAUUAACUUGAUUGGGAUUUGUGGUAUGGGGGGAGUAGGAAAGACAAUGAUGGCCAGAAAGGUAGGAAAAAGAAUGACGGAAGAGAUGAUGUUUGAUGAGUUUGUAUUGGUAGCUGCUAGUCUAACACCAGACCCCAAAAAAAUUCAACAAGAAAUUGCAGAAGGAUUAGGCCUCCAAUUAAAAGAAGAGAACCCAACACUUCGAGCGAAUAAGCUUCAGAGGAGACUGGCUUUAAAAAGGACUCUCAUAGUUCUAGAUGAUAUUUGGGCAAGACUAGAUUUGGAGGAACUAGGCAUUGCUUUUGCACUUGCAGAAAAGUGUAAAGUCAUACUAACUUCUCGACACCGAGACACAUGUGCUCAAAUGGACGCUCAGAAGAUUGUGGUGAUUGAAAUUUUACAGCAAGAUGAAGGUUGGAGUCUUUUCAAAGAAAGAGCUGGGAGUUGUGUGAGUGAUCCCGAUUUACAUCCUAUAGCAAGAGAUGUUUCAAGGGAAUGCAGUCAUCUACCACUUGCGCUCACAACUGUUGGAAGGGCACUGAGAGACAAAAGUCAGCAUUCUUGGGAGGAUGCCCGUACACAAUUGAGAAGAGCUGCGCCAAUUAAUAUUCCAGAAGUGUUGAAGGAAGUGUAUCAACCGCUCGAGUUAAGUUACCAACUUUUGGAAAGCAAUGAGGCCAAGUCUCUCUUUCUACUUUGUUCUUUAUUUCCAGAAGAUUAUUGUAUUCCAUUGGAAUUCUUGAUUUGGUACGGUGUCGGGCUAAGGGUAUUUGAAAACAUCACAAGUUUGGAAGAAGCGAGAACUAGGGUAUAUAGAUUGGUUGAGAUACUUGAGGAUCGGUUCUUGUUAGAUGAUGCAGCUGAAGGCCGGAGAAAGUGUUCACUAGUUCAGUAUGAUAAAUAUGUCAAAAUGCAUCAUGUUCUUCGAGAUGUAGCUAUAUAUAUUGCCAACAAGGAAGACACUGUUCUUAUCAUGACUAAUGAUGUUGAGUUGCCCAAAGAAAUUUCUUAUGAGAAUCUCGCUUGCAUUUCAAUUGUUUCAAAUGCAUUGACUAUGCUUCCGGAAACCUUGAUAUGUCCCAACCUUGAUGUCUUAAGGUUAGAAUGCGGCAAUGAAAGAUUGGAAAUACCUAAGAAAUUUUUUUAUGGGAUGCCAGGACUUGUAGUGCUGGAUAUGCCCGGGAGCUAUUUUCAUUCAUUGCCGCCAUCACUUGGGGGUUUGAGAAACCUUCGAGUAUUGUAUUUGGACAAUCAUCAUGUUGAGGAAAUUUCCAUCAUAGGCAAGCUUGUAAAUCUUGAAAUACUCAUUUGCUUCUGUCGUGCUAGAGUACUGCCUGUUGAAAUAGGAAGACUGGUUAAUCUGAGGGUCCUAAAUUUGGGGGACACUUGCAUCCAGAUAGUUGCCCCGGGGAUAAUCGCUAACCUAACCCGUCUGGAAGAAGUGUACAUGAUAAAUAAUAAUUGCAGAUGGGAAGGUGCUGGAGGACGUGAGGGGUCGAAUGCAACUCUCCAUGAGCUAGGUACCUUACCAAAUUUAACAGCUUUGGAGAUUCAGAUACUUGAACCAAGCCUUCUACACACAAACAUAUCCUUUCGCUCCUUUCCAAAGAAAUACUUUGUGUUUAGCUCUUCAUAUUACCUACGGGAAGGCCACUUGCAGAAAGCUAUGUAUCUGUCUCUUCCCCUCUUGGCUCCAUUGGGCAAUUGGGUUCGUGUCUUGCUAAGAACUGCCCAGGAUCUUUACUUAGAUGACAUUGGAUCAAAGAUUGCGAUAGAUGAAUUGGUGCCAAAGAACUUUUGUUAUGUGAAGAAACUUAUACUUCAAAACUGUAGUAAAGUGGAAUUCCUGGCGAACACAACUAUGGUGCCACUGGAAAGUUCUGUUUUCCCAAUCCUAGAGUCUCUCUGUCUCUUGAAUCUCAUCAACUUCAAGAAGAUAUGCAAUGGUCCAUUUCCAGCAGGUUCCAUGGAGAGGCUUAGUCACCUCGAAGUCAUUGCACUUCCCAAAUUGAUCACUUUAUUGGAGGAACCAACUCAAAGAGUUAUGCUUCGAAAUCUCCAAGGCAUUUUAAUAGAUGCAUGCCCUCAAUUACAGAAUCUUCUUUCACUCCCAAUGACUAGAGGUUUGGUGAAACUGAGAGAUCUUGAUAUAUACGAUUGUGAAUCUAUGCAAGAAGUCUUUUCAAAUGGAAGAGAAAGUGGGCAUGCGGCACAGAAGGUCACGUUCCCCAAACUAAACCAUUUGAAACUUCAAAAGUUACCAAACCUUACUAGUUUUUGCCAGGGCGUUGAAGAUAUUGAGUUCCCGCAAUUAAGAUACUUGGAGAUUACAAACACACCAAAAUUUAAGAGUUUCUGCGAUUCAGAGAGCUCAGAUGAUUUGGAAGGCCAUUCUCUCUUUAACCAACAGGUCAAAUUUGAUUGCCUAAAGAGAAUCAUACUAAAAGGAUUGGAUAGAGUGACAGAUAUAGGAGGCUGCUCUUUUAUUGAACUUGAAAGUUUGAGGAUAGAGUCGUGCAACAAUCUGACGAGGCUAUUUUCUCCCUCAGUUGCUAAGGCCUUCGCCAAUCUCAAGGAAAUGGAAAUCGGUGACUGCCUGCAAAUGGAAGAAGUAAUUUCAAAUGAGAGACGACAACAGAAACGAGACAGCACAACACUGCUUCCCAAGUUGGAGAAGCUGAAAAUAGCACACCUACCUGAGCUCCGGGUCUUUUGGCAAGUGGAGCGUGAUUUAGAGUUGCCAUUGUUAAAGGAUUUGGAGAUUGACGAUUGUCCUAAAAUGAAAGCCUUCACUCAUGGGUCACUCUACACUCCGAGCCUUAAUCAGCUCAUGAUAAAUCGGAAAAUCAUCAAUAAUCUGGACAUUAAUGUUGCCCUGCAACAAUAUGCACCAUGAAAGCCAAGGAUGGAGCUAAACAGUUGUGGUACGUUUUGAUCAUCUCCUGUACUCUCCUGGUUAUGUUUGUAGUAUGCCAUAUGCUCUCUCUCUCUCUCUCUCAUUAAUGAUUUCUUUAUUCAUAGAUGGCAAGAAGUAUGUGCUCUACAAUGAGAAUAAUGGUUGAUCUUAUACUGGGGCAAUGUUGGUUUUGGAAUUGGUACAGAGAAGUAUAAAUUCUACUAUGCGGACUCUCAAAUUCUACUUUCUGAUGCGGCCAGCAUGGAUAAGGUAUCUUCAUUCUGUGGGUCCCAUGAAAAUGUGUCUACAUCAAAGAUUUGAAAAUAGGGAGCAGAAGUUGAGAUCGGAAUACAUGUAGUAUUUUCCGGAAAGUAUUAAAUGUUGGUGUGAUUUUCUCCUUUCCCCUUCAUCCUUUUUUGUUCA